GCCGCAGAUGAUGGAAGGGAACGGAAACGGCCAUGAACACUGCAGCGAUUGCGAGAACGAGGAGGACAACAGCUACAACCGGGGGUUAAAUCAAAUGGCUCUGAGAUUCCUUCUGGCCCUGGAGGCUUAGCUCACGCGUCCCCAUGAUAAAAGCUUUCAGUUUCGAGGAAUGCACAUUUGAGUGGAUUUUGUCAUCUCUUAAGAUUGAGAGGAGGCCCAUGUUAUGCACCCUUGGUAUUGUCUGGAAGUUCUCUGCUCCUUCUGUUCAUCUGUCCGCUUGCUCCUCCCUCCCACCCACCUACACACCCGGCACUUUAUUCUAUUUCUGGAAUGGUUUGAGUCCAGCCAAUGACACUGGAGCCAAAAAGAAGAAAAAGAAACAAAAGAAGAAGAAAGAAAAAGGCAGUGAGACAGAUUCAACCCAGGAUCAGCCUGUGAAGAUGAACUCUUUGCCAGCAGAGAGGAUCCAGGAAAUACAGAAGGCCAUUGAACUAUUCUCAGUGGGUCAAGGACCUGCCAAAACCAUGGAGGAGGCUAGCAAGCGAAGCUACCAGUUUUGGGAUACACAGCCUGUCCCUAAAUUAGGUGAAGUGGUGAACACCCAUGGUCCUGUGGAACCUGACAAAGACAACAUCCGCCAGGAGCCCUAUACCUUGCCCCAGGGCUUCACCUGGGAUGCCUUGGACCUGGGGGACCGUGGUGUGCUGAAAGAACUAUAUACUCUACUGAAUGAGAACUAUGUGGAAGAUGAUGACAACAUGUUCCGAUUUGAUUAUUCCCCAGAGUUUCUUUUGUGGGCUCUACGGCCACCUGGCUGGCUCCCCCAGUGGCACUGCGGGGUUCGAGUGGUCUCAAGUCGGAAACUGGUUGGGUUCAUUAGCGCCAUCCCAGCAAACAUCCACAUCUAUGACACAGAGAAGAAGAUGGUGGAGAUCAACUUCCUGUGUGUCCACAAGAAGCUGCGCUCCAAGAGGGUGGCUCCAGUCCUGAUCCGAGAGAUAACCCGGCGGGUUCACCUAGAAGGCAUUUUCCAAGCUGUUUAUACUGCCGGGGUAGUGUUGCCAAAGCCUGUUGGCACCUGCAGGUACUGGCAUCGGUCCCUAAACCCACGGAAGCUGAUUGAAGUGAAGUUUUCCCACCUGAGCAGAAAUAUGACCAUGCAGCGCACCAUGAAGCUCUACCGACUGCCAGAGACUCCCAAGACAGCUGGGCUGCGACCAAUGGAAAAAAAGGACAUUCCAGUAGUGCACCAGCUCCUCACAAGGUACUUGAAGCAGUUUCACCUCACGCCAGUCAUGAGUCAGGAGGAGGUGGAGCACUGGUUCUACCCCCAGGAGAAUAUCAUUGACACUUUCGUGGUGGAGAAUGCAAAUGGCGAGGUGACAGAUUUCCUGAGUUUUUAUACACUUCCCUCCACCAUCAUGAACCAUCCAACCCACAAGAGUCUAAAAGCUGCAUAUUCCUUCUACAACGUCCACACCCAGACCCCUCUUCUAGACCUCAUGAGUGAUGCCCUUGUUCUAGCCAAAAUGAAAGGGUUCGACGUGUUCAAUGCACUGGAUCUCAUGGAGAAUAAAACGUUCCUGGAGAAACUCAAGUUUGGCAUAGGGGAUGGCAACCUGCAGUAUUAUCUCUACAAUUGGAAGUGCCCCAGCAUGGGGGCCGAGAAGGUCGGGCUGGUGUUACAGUAACCAGUCGCCAGUGAGAUUCUGGAUAAAGCCACUGAGAAUUCAAACCAGGAAAUGGAACCCUACCACUUGUUGGUCUAAUUUUCACAAACGUGAGAAUCCCUGGCAAAGGGAACAGAACUGAACCGGCUUUACGAAACCGCCAGUGAACUUGACAAUUGUAUUGCAAUGGCGUAGGCUGCGUGAAGUCACUUCUGGCCGUGUCUCUGGUCUCCCUGUUUUCCACUUAAUCACAUCCUCAUGCAGCCGUGAUCAAGGGAAUGUAACUGCUGAAAACUAGCUUGCGAUUGGCAUAUUAUGGAGUUAACGGGUGAAUAAUAAAAGUAUAUAUAUAUUAUA
Messenger RNA from Urocitellus parryii (Arctic ground squirrel), 2027 nucleotides. RefSeq names its product N-myristoyltransferase 1 (gene Nmt1). Gene Ontology annotation, molecular function: glycylpeptide N-tetradecanoyltransferase activity. Gene Ontology annotation, cellular component: cytoplasm. The record is from RefSeq and is a predicted model, not a curated record. NCBI's taxonomy places the organism in Eukaryota, Metazoa, Chordata, Mammalia, Rodentia, Sciuridae. Gene Ontology annotation, biological process: N-terminal peptidyl-glycine N-myristoylation.